AUGGUGAGCCGGCCCGGCCCCAAACAGCCGCUCAGCAUCGUCUCGGCCCCCUCAGAAGCCAAGCACAAAGGCACUAACCCUGCACAGGAGGCGGUGAGAAAUAACUACACCUCUGGACAAGUUUAUUUCAAGCUAUUUGAUGAGGUGGAGAAGAUGAAGUGCUGGAAGGUCAAAGUCGACUCUGACUUUGUGCAAAAGGACAGGAGGCUGCAAGAUAACGCCAAAACAAUUGAAAGCCAGCGCAAAGCCAUCCGAGAGCUACAGUUUGAUAAUGAACGUCUGAGCACAAAGCUUCUGGAACAGUUCAAUGAAAAUGAGGAUUUAAGGAACAAAAACAACACAACAAGCACCUUGUGCAGUAUCCUCAACGAAACAGUUCAACGGUCGACUGAGAAAAUGCAUUUAUUUGAAUCUGAAAGAGAAGAAACUCAUCAGCUCUUUUUGGAAAACGGUGAAAACAUCAAGAAACUAAUUGAAGCGUUUGACAGCCUCCGUGUUAAAGCAGAAGACGACCAACAAGAGAUGCACAAAGUCAAAGAGGAUUUGCUGCUCCAUGAAGAUGUAAAGGAAAAAUAUCAGCAAGAAUAUGCGAUGAAAGAAGAGGAGAUUGCAAUCCUUCGGGCAAAACUUAUGGACAAGGAAAACAAACUGCAAACAACCCUCGUUGACCUCCAUGAAGCUGAGAAGCAGAACCAUCAGCUGCAAGAGUCAACACGUUCGUAUGCCUGCAUCUUUCUGUCUAUCAGAGAGGAGUCCGAUUCUGCGAAAGCUCGAAUGGAAGCAGCGCUUUUAGAAACUGAAACUGUCCAGAGGAAAAUUGAGAGAAAUUUUGAGAUCCUGCAGGAGGAAAUCAAAGAAAAAGAAAAGGGCAUCAAAGCUGUGGAAACAAAGCUGCGUCAUCUCAGAGAAAAACUGGAGGUCAAUCUCAAAGAACAGGAGGAAUUCAAGAAAGAGAAUGAAAUGCUGAAGAGAGACCUUGCUGAAGAAACUGCUAAAUCCCACGAGAUUAACUGUCUUUACGAAGAGUCCCAGAACUUAAAACGACUUAAAGAGGAAGAGCUUCAGAAGUUACAAAAGGAUCUUGAAGAGAAAUCAACCUUUUCUGCAGAGCUGGAGAAAGAGGUGCAGCAGCUCAAGUUAGAGGCAGCAGAGGCGUUCAAGGAGAAGGAAGACGCACAACUGAAGUGUCAGCACAAAAUAGCAGACGUGUUGGCUCUGAUGGAUAAACACCAGGGCCAGUGUGACCGGGUGGUUAAAGAAAAAGAUGCAGAGCUGGAGGCCAACAAGAAGUCACUGGAGCUGGUUCUCUCAAAGCUCAAGAUGGAAAAUGAUGAGUUAAAUCAACAGCUGAAGAUGGAAAAAGCAGAUAAAGAAAACUUAAAGAGGGAGCUUACUGACUUGAAGAAAGAAUUGUCUUUGAAGAUCAGUGAGCUGUCAAAUGCCAGAGACAAACAGGUGAAGUCCGGCGCUCUGUUCAGCAAACAGGAGGGAGGCUCUGAGGCUCCAGGAGGAAACGCUCCGAAGAGUCAGACGUUUGACUUCUCCGACGUCUGGAAGUCUCCGUCCCGGCUCAAAGACAAACAGACUGCAGCCGUUACUAAGAAAGCUGGAACUCCUGGUGAAUCGAUGAGAACUCCCUCUGCAACUCCGAAGGCCAAGCACCUCCACAGUGAAGACCUGAGAACUCCAGGAAGUGUGACCAGCAGGGGUGGCGGAGCGUCAAAAAUCAAAGCCUACAGAGUAAGGACGCCACCUUCUGGUGAGAAGACGGCACUGUGGGGGAAGAAGAGCACUUAUCUGGAGCCGAAGUCAGACAGCUCGGAUGAAAUAGAUCUCCUGAGUUUUGGUAAAGCUCGCACGCCCAGUCUUUCUGCUCCGCACUGCACAGUCAGUCUCUUCAAAAAGGUAACAUGACCUCAGUCUCCAGCUACGAACGAAUCUCCACGAAACUCCUUAAAGCUGGCAGCAAUCAAAAGAAUGAGAGCUGCUGGUUGGACGGCUGUCACAGGCUCGGACCAAAAGAAGAAGAGGACCAACGACAAGAUCUUUCUGUAA
Messenger RNA from Salarias fasciatus (jewelled blenny), 2055 nucleotides. RefSeq names its product synaptonemal complex protein 1 (gene sycp1). The transcript is spliced from 23 exons. Gene Ontology annotation, biological process: meiotic DNA repair synthesis; lateral element assembly; chiasma assembly. Lineage: Eukaryota; Metazoa; Chordata; Actinopteri; Blenniiformes; Blenniidae. The record is from RefSeq and is a predicted model, not a curated record. Gene Ontology annotation, cellular component: male germ cell nucleus; synaptonemal complex; central element. Gene Ontology annotation, molecular function: double-stranded DNA binding.